Molecule: messenger RNA, 1608 nt
Organism: Cercospora beticola
Lineage: Eukaryota; Fungi; Ascomycota; Dothideomycetes; Mycosphaerellales; Mycosphaerellaceae
Product: sugar porter family MFS transporter
Biological process (GO): transmembrane transport; carbohydrate transport
Cellular component (GO): membrane
Molecular function (GO): carbohydrate:proton symporter activity
Source: RefSeq, a predicted model, not a curated record
AUGGGUAUCCUCGAGAAGAUUAUUCGCAAUGAGUCGAUGAAGAAUGACCCAAAGGAGAUUUACAACUGGAGGGUGUUCGUGGUGUGCGCAAGUGCAUGCUUUGGUGGUUUCUUGUUCGGAAUGGACACUGGUAUCAUCGGUGGUGUCCUGAAGCUCGACCCAUUCCGACAAAAGUACGGCUUGCCUUUGGCGUCCGAGAACCCCACCCUUUCCGCCAACCUCGAAGCAAACAUCGUCUCCACACUGCAAGCAGGUUGCUUCGCCGGCGCUCUCGUUGCAGGAUGGGCUGCUGAUAGGCUUGGCCGACGUAUCGCCAUGAUGAUCGCUGCUUUCUUCGCCAUUGUCGGAUCCGUCAUGCAAGCAGCCGCAGCCGGACACUUCCCAGUCAUGUACAUUGGACGUUUCAUCGCAGGUGUCGGUGUUGGAGCUGCCAGUAUGAUCACACCUCUUUAUACAUCUGAGAACGCGCCGCGAGCCAUCAGAGGUGCCUUGACGGGCAUGUACCAGUUCUUCAUUGUCACUGGAGUCUGCAUUGCCUUCUGGAUCAACUACGGAUCUCUGCUUCACUCCUCCGGCACGAUUCAGUACGUGGUGCCGCUUGCUCUCCAGGCUCUUCCUGCUGUUAUCCUCUUCUUCGGCAUGUUCAUCAGCUCCGAGACGCCCCGAUGGCUCGCACGCAAGGACCGCUGGGACGAUGCCUCAAAGGUUCUCUCCCGCAUUCGAAACCUCCCAGCAACCCACCCAUACGUCCAGGAGGAGCUCCAAGAGAUGUCUGACCAACUUGCGUACGAGAGACGACUGAUCGCUGGCUCUGGUGCCCUGGAUCUCUUGAAGGAAAUGUUCACCAUUCCAGGCAACAGGAAGCGAACUCUCAUCAGUAUUGGAUUGAUGAUAUGCCAACAGAUGACUGGAACCAACGCCAUCAACUACUACGCUCCUCAGAUCUUCUCCAACUUGGGCUUGACCGGUACCGAAUCCUCGCUCUUCGCAACUGGUAUCUACGGUGUCUUGAAGAUGGUCGGAUGCGCGCUCUUCCUCCUCCUCGCAGCCGACUCUCUCGGUCGUCGCAAGAGUUUGCUCUGGACUUCCAUCGCCCAAGGGCUCUGCAUGUACUACAUCGGCAUCUACGUGCGCGUCGAGCCCCCACAGAAGGGUGUUCCAGUCCCUCCAGCAGGUUACGUCGCCAUUGUCGCCAUCUACCUCUUCGCCGUCUUCUUCCAAUUCGGUUGGGGACCAGUCUGCUGGAUCUACGUUUCUGAAAUCCCAACCGCCAGACUCCGAGCUCUUAACGUCUCCAUCGCAGCUGCGACCCAAUGGCUCUUCAACUUCGUCGUUGCCCGUGCUACACCAAACAUGAUCGCCACUGUCGGCAAAGGUGGAUAUGGAGCAUACUUCAUCUACGGAUCUUUCUGUUUCACCAUGUUCGUUUUCACGUGGUUCUUCAUCCCAGAAACCAAGGGUAUCUCAUUGGAGAAGAUGGACGACCUGUUUGGCAAGGUCGACGUUGGAAAGGCUAUCGAUGAGGAGUCGCAAGAGGGCAACCGCAUCAACUCGACUUCGUCGCAGAAGGGUGCUGACAUCACUGUCGCUCACGUUGAGAAGUCUUGA